AGCGCUCCAGACUUGGAGGAAAGUUUGGAGAAACUUCUACAGGGGGACCCCUUCACCGGGCAGAUGUUCCACUAUGGGGCCUGGAUCUGGAGGAUCCAACCGGGUGGUAAGGGUACCCCUCGGGCCCAUGAGGCAGCGGGGCACGGGGUACCCUCCCCGGGCAAUACUGCUGAGGCCGGGGGCCCAAGCCACCCAGACAUGAAUUUCAGGGCCUACAACAUGCCGAAGACUACCGGUGGAUCUUCUUCAGCGGCCGGUCCACAUACCUCAGCAGCAUAACCGGUCCAGAAGGAAACUAUAGAGUUGGGUGAAGUUAGGCCGGACGUCUUGGAGCAACUCACUGAAGAUUCAUCUUCCCGGUUAGCCCAACUAGAGGAGAAGCUGAAGAGAUGUGAGGCUCAUAACCGGGACCUCAAGGAGCUGACUGCCCGGCAGUCGAAUUAGAUGGCUGAUCUUUCUGCAAUUGCCGAGGGGGCCAAGGCAGAGACCCUUCAGCUGAAGGAGGAGAACUUAAAGCUGAUGGAGGAUCUUGAGCUGAAGGAGCGGGAGUUCCCCGGUAGGGCCAGGCAGUGGAUGGAGGACAACCUAGUGGAAGCUGCCCGGGUACUCACUUUUUCUGAGGAAAGGACGGUGGAAGGCUUCAAGCUGCUGUACCGGGAGGAGCAGGGAAAAGAAAUGAUCACCCAAAUCGGCUCCUACGGUUUUAUGUCCGGCCAGAAAUGGGACCGGGAGGCCACGCAUGCGGUCCUUGCUGAACGUGACCCGGACUUUAAUGCUGAAUCAUACGGCCUGGCCCCCAUCCCGGACAAUGAACCUGCUCCCCCUUUCCCCUUAGAGUGAGGAAUCUCCCCGGCUGUGACCGGUUA
Cuscuta campestris is the source of this 866-nucleotide messenger RNA. The record is from the annotation of a GenBank genome assembly. Lineage: Eukaryota; Viridiplantae; Streptophyta; Magnoliopsida; Solanales; Convolvulaceae.